Messenger RNA from Penaeus monodon (black tiger shrimp), 501 nucleotides. Its product is annotated as single-stranded DNA-binding protein 3-like. NCBI's taxonomy places the organism in Eukaryota, Metazoa, Arthropoda, Malacostraca, Decapoda, Penaeidae. The transcript is spliced from 4 exons. The coding region runs from base 1 to 501 and encodes 166 amino acids. The record is from RefSeq and is a predicted model, not a curated record.
AUGGUGGGGGGCACCCGCGUCGGGUUCUCUAGUGCGGCUGAUCCUUACCGCAGGAGCUUUUCCCCGAUCCAGGGGGGAGUCCUGGGAAAAGUUUCCCCUCAGAGGUUUAGUGGCCCCAAAUUCACCAGGAUAAUGCGCUACCCUGGUAAACCAGCUAGCACGGGCGGCCCCGGAUCGGCCCACCCUCCCCUAAGGAUGGCCGCUCAACGUGUGCAACCCGGGUUUUCCCAAUCCGAUUCCUCCGAAGGGCUGGCGGUGGGACCUCCCCGGGAAGGGGGGAUCGGGUGCGUAGGGUUAUACCCUGGUCCCGCGGACGUGGGUUUUAGGGUGCCGGGGAGGGAGGUGGGCAGUCGUGACCGAGACCCCCGUUCCCCCCGAUGCAGAGGCCGCAGUGGUGGUCGAGCCUUCUUACAGCCUUUUGGGGUGAGGAUGAGUAACCAGCAAUGUGCUGUUAAGGAGACCCGAGUCCCAAAAAGUUUCAAGCAUUUGGCCGGGGCAUAA